Molecule: messenger RNA, 1302 nt
Organism: Durusdinium trenchii
Lineage: Eukaryota; Dinophyceae; Suessiales; Symbiodiniaceae
Source: the annotation of a GenBank genome assembly
AUGGACGAGAUCAUGGGUAGGUACAGAGGAUCGCCAUCUUAUGGCCCUGCACGCAAGAAGAGGUCCUCUUCAAGCGCUCCAGCGCGAAAAAAGCGGAAGAGGCGCCGGGAGAGCAGCAGCAGCAGCAGUAGCAGCAGCAGUGACAAGUCCAGUCGAAAGAGACGAAAGAGCAGGAAAAGUCGAAAGGCAAAGACAAGGACGACGAAGGGACGAGCCUCCAAAACUCGGCGCCAGAAGCGGCGAGGGAAAAGCUCGGGGUCGCCUGAGAAAGAUCAGAGUGUGAAGCUCUUUGUUGGCCGCCUUCCACGCGAGGUCACAGAAUCUCAACUCCGAGAUCUCUUUCAGCAGUUCGGGCAGCCGGUGGAGGUCUUUAUCAUUAAUCAGCAGGCCUCCAGUUCCUUUGGCUGUGCCUUUGUGAGGCUAGCAAACUUGGAGCAGGCGAAACGGGCCAUCCAAGAGCUUCAUGAUAAACCUGCACCGACGCAGUCGCUCUUCACUCCGCUGCAGGUGACCUUUGCCAAAGGUGAGUUGCAAAGGCUACAACUUGAGGAGGGACAGUUGAACGGACGAAAGGUGGAUCUGCAGCACUUGGCGCUGAGUGCCGGUCUUCUCCCAGUGAGAGACCUUGUAGAUCUCAUCAAGGAAGGCCAGCGGUCUUCAACCAGCUUUAAGGCCAAAUGGUUGAGCUUCUGCGAGUGGUCUGCGAGCUCCGGUGUGAAGAGCACCAACCCGUCCAAGCAUCCAGCAGUGGGUUUGUCGAACUUCGUUGGAACGGUGGCUCUUGAGUUUGGUCAUGAAUCUUGGUUUUGCAGCAAGUUUGACAAGCUGCCACCUCCACCUGCUGGUGCACCAAGUGUUCCACCACCAGGUCCACCUUGGGGACUUCCACCUCUUCCACCACAUCUGGGCCCCUUUUCGCCCGUCCCGCCCGUCGGCCCCGCGGUGCCCGGCCCCCACUGGCCGGGCCCGCCGGGCGCUCCGGGCCCGCCGGGAGCGCCGUGGACGUGGCCUGGGAUGCCACCACCCAGCAAUAUCUUCCGGCCCGAUGCUGCAGCACCAAGCGGCGCGAUUUUCAGGCCAUGGGGCCCUCCGCCGGGUGUGACUGGCCCUCCAAUCUAUCAGCCGGUGGAGAGCUCUUCCGCCGACUCCGAAGAGGACGAGAGGCGGCCUCCCGGCAAGAAUGCCAAGGUUGCCAGCAGAGUACGAGCAGGUGGCAGAAAUGGCAAGCCCCAAGAGGGACCCACAGAUGUUGAUGCUGUCUCCGAAGAUGAGGACACUGACAUCGAGGCUGUGACAAUCUGA